AGGUGAUCCACUUUCGGGGACGACAACUGGUCCGUUGAAUACGGCUUGGUUUCCACUGCCUGAUGCUCGUUUUUAGGCCUCUCUUAGCGUCCAGUCAUGGAGCUUUCCCCGGAUUAAUUGCAGAGACACCUCCAACAAUUGGUGGGGAAUCACCCUAUAAUUGCCGUAAGGGGCUUCAUUGCCGUUUCUAUCAAGGGUCUCCUUCCAUCCCUAAGUAACCCCCUAGCGAAUGAGAGGGAGUGGGUUCACCGGUAGUUAACAUAAUCCUUCUCGUUAUAAAGACGUUUUUGCGUCCCACCUUCGCGACAUUCCAGAGUACGCACUUGGCCAGCAGUCACCAUGGUUGUAGUAGGAAAGCAACGUGAAGAAGAUGUGUCCGAGCCCGUCCUGGCCAACCUAUUGGCCAAUGAUCGAACGCCUUGGUACAAGAAGCCUAACCUGAGACAUUUGUACUUUAUCCUCUUCCCCGCCUGUAUGGGCAUUGAGAUCACCUCGGGGUUUGACUCCCAGAUUAUCAAUACCGUGCAAAUUGUGUAUACUUGGAAUAAAUACUUUGGGCACCGGACGGGUAAAAUCGUGGAUGGGAAGCCCCAGUAUGAAAUUGAAGCAAACCUCAAGGGCUUUUUAGGAGCGGCUUAUUCCCUAGGAGCCAUCCUUGCUCUUCCCUUUGUACCAUGGAUCAAUCAGCGCUUUGGAAGAAGAUGGACCAUCCUGUUCGGGUCUUGCAUUAGCCUGCUGGGUGCGCUCCUGCAGGGGCUCGCGAACGGAGUCGCAAUGUAUAUUGUCGCACGCAUAAUGCUGGGCUUCGGUAUUCCCUUUUGCAUCGUGGCUGGAUCGUCCCUCAUUGGAGAACUCGGCUAUCCCAAGGAACGACCGAUCCUCACCUCCUUAUUCAAUUCUUCGUAUUUUAUUGGCCAGAUUGUCGCUGCCGCUGUGGGCUUAGGGACCGUGACUAUCGCAACCGACUGGGCGUGGAGGAUCCCAUCACUCCUCCAAUUGGCGCCAGCAAUGAUUCAGGUCAUCUUUGUUUUCUUUCUACCAGAGAGUCCCCGAUAUCUGAUCAGCAAAGACCGGCGCGAAGAAGCUUUUGAUAUCUUGACUAGAUAUCAUGCUGAAGGAGACCGCAACUCCGUUAUCGUGCGCGCAGAGAUCACCCAAAUUGAACAAACUAUUAAACUCGAGCUCGAAGAGGCCAAACAGAGCUGGUGGGAUAUGUUCCGCACUGCAGGCAUGCGGCGUCGAAUGCUCAUAUCCGCAUUUCUGGGCCUGUUUACCCAGUGGUCCGGAAAUACCUUAAUCUCAUAUUAUCUCAGCGAUUUGCUGAAUAUGGUCGGGAUCACCGACGGAGUGAUCAAGUCCAAAAUCAACAUCGGCAUUGCCUGUUGGGGAUUGGUCUGCGGAACGGCUUUGGCUCUCACCGUGCCGCGGUAUAAGCGCCGAACGAUGUAUUUGACUUGUGCGACUUCGUUGCUUUGCGUGUACAUUGCUUGGACUAUUUCCAUGGAGCGGUUCAUGACAACAGGAGUCAAGGCAGCGGCGAUAUUGACUAUCUUUUUCAUUUUCUGCUACUCUCCUGCAUAUAACCUGGGUUAUAAUGCUCUAACAUACACUUACCUGGUGGAAAUAUUCCCCUACUUUGGCCGCUCCCGGGGUCUCUCCUGGUUCCAGUUCUAUGGUCGUGGGGCCGGUUUCUUCGCCACAUAUGUCAAUCCCGUCGGACUCAAGAAUAUUAGUUGGCGAUGGCUGUUGGUCUACUGCUGCUGGUUGGCCUUUGAAUUGGUCUUUAUCUACUUCUUGUUCCCGGAGACGUCUGGACGGACCUUGGAGGAAUUGUCGUUUAUGUUUGAGGGUAAAGAGAAGGCGGAUGAAGUGGCUGCGGCGGUGCACAAGCAGAUUGGGGCGAAUGAGAAGAAGGAAGGUCAGGUUUAGCGGUUUGAUUUAUGACGCCUUAUGAUAUUCCAUUUUGCAGGUCUCUGGUGCGAUAUUGCUGAAUUUAUGAAUUACUAGUGAUUCCUG
Aspergillus alliaceus is the source of this 2016-nucleotide messenger RNA. Its product is annotated as putative MFS sugar transporter. Gene Ontology annotation, biological process: carbohydrate transport; transmembrane transport. NCBI's taxonomy places the organism in Eukaryota, Fungi, Ascomycota, Eurotiomycetes, Eurotiales, Aspergillaceae. Gene Ontology annotation, molecular function: carbohydrate:proton symporter activity. Gene Ontology annotation, cellular component: membrane. The transcript is spliced from 8 exons. The coding region runs from base 340 to 1929 and encodes 529 amino acids. The record is from RefSeq and is a predicted model, not a curated record.